Molecule: messenger RNA, 2520 nt
Organism: Phacochoerus africanus (Common warthog)
Lineage: Eukaryota; Metazoa; Chordata; Mammalia; Artiodactyla; Suidae
Gene: IRF2BP1
Product: interferon regulatory factor 2 binding protein 1
Exons: 1
Coding region: 365-2119 (584 amino acids)
Biological process (GO): regulation of transcription by RNA polymerase II
Cellular component (GO): nucleus
Molecular function (GO): transcription corepressor activity
Source: RefSeq, a predicted model, not a curated record
CAGAAGGAGGUGGAGGCGGCGGUGGCAGCCGUUGGAGCGGAGGUGGCGGGAGCGGCGGGAGCCCGAGGCGGCGGCGCUCGCGGCCCAUCGCGGGGCCCGAGCUGUGCGCCUCGGCCCGGAGCCCGGAGAAGGCUGGGGCGCCGACGUACCUUUGCCUGCCUUUUCGAGGAGGCGGGAGUGAGGAAAAAGGCUUAGGGCCCGGGGGGCGGGGAAGGGGGGCCGGGCCUGGAUCCGCGGGGAGGCCGAGCCAGAGGCCCGACUGUGGCUCGCGCGGUCCUGGGGACACAAAUCGAACGGCGGCGGUGCGGAUCGAACGGCGGCGGCGGGUGGAUUGAGGGGUCCUGAAGGCGCGCGUUUGGGGGCUAUGGCGUCCGUGCAGGCGUCCCGCCGCCAGUGGUGCUACCUGUGCGACCUGCCCAAGAUGCCAUGGGCCAUGGUGUGGGACUUCAGUGAGGCCGUGUGCCGCGGCUGCGUGAACUUCGAGGGCGCAGAUCGCAUCGAGCUGCUCAUCGAUGCUGCCCGCCAGCUCAAGCGCAGCCACGUGCUCCCCGAGGGCCGCUCGCCGGGGCCCCCGGCCCUCAAGCACCCGGCCACUAAGGAACUAGCUGCCGCCGCCGCACAGGGUCCUCAGUUGCCGCCUCCACAGGCCCAGGCCCAGCCAUCGGGAGCAGGCGGCGCUGUCUCGGGCCAGGACCGCUAUGACAGGGCCACAUCAUCUGGUCGCCUCCCACUCCCCUCGCCCGCCCUGGAGUACACCUUGGGGUCGCGCCUGGCCAAUGGGCUGGGCCGCGAGGAGGCUGUGGCAGAGGGGGCGCGAAGGGCCCUGCUUGGCUCCAUGCCCGGCUUGGUGCCCCCCGGGCUGCUGGCAGCUGCGGUGUCUGGCCUGGGAAGCCGAGGCCUGACGCUGGCACCCGGCUUGAGCCCUGCCCGUCCACCCUUCGGCUCCGAUUUCGAGAAGGAGAAGCAGCAGAGGAACGCGGACUGUCUGGCAGAACUGAAUGAGGCCAUGAGGGGCCGGGCAGAGGAAUGGCAUGGGCGCCCCAAAGCUGUGCGGGAACAGCUGCUGGCGCUGUCUGCCUGCGCCCCUUUCAAUGUCCGCUUCAAAAAGGAUCACGGGCUGGUGGGUCGGGUGUUCGCCUUCGAUGCUACUGCCCGCCCGCCGGGCUACGAGUUUGAGCUGAAGCUCUUCACCGAAUACCCCUGUGGUUCUGGCAACGUGUAUGCAGGAGUCCUGGCCGUGGCUCGUCAGAUGUUUCAUGAUGCUCUGCGGGAGCCAGGCAAGGCACUGGCCUCAUCAGGCUUCAAGUACCUCGAAUAUGAACGCCGACACGGUUCAGGGGAAUGGCGCCAGCUGGGGGAGCUGCUAACCGAUGGUGUCCGCAGCUUCCGAGAGCCAGCUCCCGCCGAGGCCCUACCGCAGCAAUACCCAGAGCCAGCCCCCGCAGCUCUGUGUGGCCCACCCCCACGAGCCCCAUCCCGGAAUCUGGCUCCCACGCCGCGCCGUCGCAAGGCGUCCCCUGAACCUGAGGGUGAGGCCGCUGGGAAGAUGACCACGGAGGAGCAGCAGCAGCGACACUGGGUGGCACCCGGUGGCCCAUACUCCAAUGACACCCCUGGUGUGCCCUCACCCAUCGCCGCUCUGAAGAACGUGGCGGAAGCCCUGGGCCACUCCCCCAAGGACCCUGGUGGGGGUGGUGGCCCUGUUCGUGCAGGGGGUGCCAGCCCGGCAGCUUCUUCCACAGCCCAGCCUCCAGCCCAGCAUCGUCUAGUGGCCCGCAACGGUGAGGCAGAAGUUAGCCCCACUGCAGGGGCAGAAGCAGUUAGCGGGGGUGGUAGUGGUACUGGGGCGACCCCUGGGGCCCCCCUGUGCUGUACCCUGUGCAGGGAGCGGCUGGAAGACACCCACUUCGUCCAGUGCCCCUCAGUGCCCGGACACAAGUUUUGCUUUCCCUGCUCACGGGAGUUCAUCAAGGCACAGGGCCCUGCUGGGGAGGUGUACUGCCCCAGUGGAGACAAGUGCCCGCUAGUGGGCUCCUCCGUCCCCUGGGCCUUCAUGCAGGGCGAGAUCGCCACCAUCCUUGCUGGAGACAUCAAGGUUAAGAAAGAACGGGACCCCUAGGCCACCACUGCCAUCAGUCUACUGCCCACCCCCACCCCCUUGCUACCUACCGCUCCUGCGGAUAAAUUAUUCCCUCCCCCACCCAGCCCAGUGCCUCCCCUCCCUGUGUACAUACCCCCUUCCUUAUCCCAGAUGGGCCCCCUGGGGUAGAUGCAUUGAGGGUGGGGGGAGAAAGCUUGUGGCUUCUGUCCGAGGGGGUGUUUGGGGGGUCCCUAGACCCCUCCAGUUUCCCUCUCCCCUCCUUGGCUUGGCUUUGCUGCUGCUUGUAGUUGGGGGGAGAGGUGCCCCCCUUCUUGAGACGGGGCCUCCUGAAAUCUCGCUCUUUAUAAACGAAGCAAAAGCAUUUUAUUCCCCCCCCAUCCCCUUUUCCUCCUUCAAUAAACUGAAAGAUGGGUUUUUUC